UGACAAGAUGAUUUUACACGAGAAAAUAAAAUAUCUUAUAAGAUUAAGAAAUGACGGUAGUACAGAUAAGACUGAGAUAUACUAUACCGAGACGAACUACAAUGCAUAAAUUAAUCUUAGAAAGUUUAUGUUAUUUUGAAUCGAAAAAGAGAACUUAUCUUUUAUCGGCGAAAUUAGAGAGAUACAUGGUGACAUUAAAUGUUAUCAUUACCGAUUAUUAAAGUCAGUGUGUUUCCGCCUGUCGACGAAGAUUGGUGUGGGGAAUUGUACAACAAAGGCUUGCAAAGGAAAGCAGUCACCUUCGAAAUUCUAAUUGUUUUGUAAACGUGACUAUCAUAACGUUAGUUCUGCUUGCUAAAAUCUGCUUUCAUAUUUCUUGAUACAUACAGACAAAUUUCGUUCAUUAAAUAAAAAUAAAAAAGAAAGUAGAAAAGAUUUAUUUAUUAAAAAAGUGUCACGAGAAAAUUUGAUCGAACGAAUGUAUAAGAGGAUCGUUUUACCGGUAAAAUGCAAUUACUCAUCAGUCCAAUCGUCGUCAAACGAAAAAUCAAUAAAUGACGAUGAUAUAAAAGUUAAAGAUAGAAAAAUAAUGUGACCAUUUAUGUUUAACAAGAAAACACAUUGCCAGCUCGAUAAGGAUCUUUUUGGAUUUGGAUUUUCCAUUCGAAGACCUAAUUCUUUUCACUUUCAAGUAUUAUUGACGUUACCAAUUCUUAAGUUAAAAUGAGAAAAACAGAGUGACGUUUUCGAAGAAUCAAAUUUUGUCCUAUCGUCGUCAUUGUGAUAUAUAGGAAAGUUUUUCUGCCAAGAUGGAUUGUACAAAAACAAUUUUUAACGAAAACGAUUUUUGGAACAAGGAUAUGAAAAAUAUAACGGAAGAAGAGUAUCUUAAUGAAAUAUUAGGUCCAAAAUAUCUUCCUAUGAACAUGGUAUUGCCUCUAACUACCGUUUAUGUGGCAAUCUUUGUGUCAGGAAUUUUUGGUAAUAUCGCCACUUGUACAGUUAUAAUAAAAAAUGCAUCGAUGCAAACUUCAACGAACUACUACCUCUUCAAUUUGGCUAUUUCCGACCUGACUCUACUUAUACUCGGUUUGCCGAAUGAGCUUAGCGUAUUCUGGCAACAAUAUCCUUGGACUUUGGGAGUUGCACUUUGCAAAAUUAGAGCAUACGUGUCCGAAAUGUCUUCUUACGUGUCGGUUCUCACGAUAGUGGCUUUCUCGAUGGAACGAUAUUUUGCCAUUUGUCAUCCCCUUCAUGUUUAUACUAUGAGUGGACUGAAAAGACCAAUACGCUUCAUUUUCGCCACAUGGUUUAUAGCUUUAGUAUCAGCGAUACCGUUCGCCAUUUAUACUAAAGUCAACUUUGUCGAGUACCCUCCAGAAUCAGGAAAUUACUCUACCGAUUCGGCGAUCUGUGCGAUACUAUCAACUAACAUGCCGAAUUUUCCACUCUACGAGAUAAGCUGCAUCAUCUUUUUCUUUUUACCGAUGCUUGUUAUUCUCGUUGUUUACACAAGGAUGGGUUUGGAAAUAAAAAGGAGUAUGAAACGUAUAGCGGGGCCGAUCGUUCACAGCUCGAUUCACGGAGAAACGCGACAGGUUCAAUCGAGGAAAUCCACCAUCAGGAUGUUAAGUGUCGUCGUUAUCAUGUUCUUUCUCUGUUGGGCACCCUUUCAUACUCAGAGAUUGCUCUACGUUUAUGCAAAGGAUUGUGAUUAUUAUCCUGACUUAAACGAAUGGCUUUAUAUUUUGAGCGGAUGCCUUUAUUACUUCAGUACCACGGUAAAUCCAAUUCUGUACAAUAUGAUGAGCGUAAAGUACAGAGAAGCUUUUAAACAAACGAUUUGCUGUAAACGGAAAUUAAGGAAAAGAUGGACCGUCACACCACCCGAUCUUUGUCGAUGCGAAUCUAACGAAGAGGCUCAUCUACCACGUUUUAUAUGCUCUAUGAGAUUCGGCCAAGCAAAAAAAGUCUUUCGAUUUUCCUCGAAUCGAGAUCGAAUUGCUCGAGAUGGGUCUAUGUGUGAUCGUUACGGUGAAAUUCAGAAGAUUAGAAAUCAGGAUUCAUCCAAAUCUCUUCUGAAUAAUAACGGACAUCCUGUUAUGCAAGAACGAAGCAGUGAGGAAAGUACAGCAUCGAAAGAGAUAGUGAAAGAAUCGAUCUCAACGGCUAGUAGUAACCUCUAAUAAAGACAAUGACCGUGUAUUUUAAUAAUCAGCGAAGAUCCUAAUUUUUCUCUUUACUUGAAGCUACUAAAAGAAAAAUCUUGUUAAUUUUAUAUAUAUAUAUAUACAUGCGCAUAAAAAGUUGGUAUUUGUUAUUUUUUCUUUUAGUUCUUUGUAUAUUUUGUUAAUGAUAUUAUCGAAAAUUUUUAAGUACAAAAGUGAGUCAGUAUUGAUAAGCGAAAUGUGUAACUUUUUUUUUUAAUAAAUCGA
This is a messenger RNA of Vespula pensylvanica (western yellowjacket), 2435 nucleotides long. RefSeq names its product neuropeptides capa receptor-like. Gene Ontology annotation, cellular component: plasma membrane. The record is from RefSeq and is a predicted model, not a curated record. The transcript is spliced from 6 exons. Bases 810 to 2186 code for a protein of 458 amino acids. Gene Ontology annotation, biological process: neuropeptide signaling pathway. Lineage: Eukaryota; Metazoa; Arthropoda; Insecta; Hymenoptera; Vespidae. Gene Ontology annotation, molecular function: neuromedin U receptor activity.